AAGUUUAGACAAACAUUUGCCGCAUGUAUUAAAUUUAAUUACUAAUAAGUAUAAACAGUAACAUUAAUUAUUACAAUAUUUUAAAAAUGUUUGCUCUACAAACCCGUCGAAUGUAUCUAAUAUGUGAUAAAAUGAUUGUCCGAAAAAUAAGGCAGAGAAGGUCAGUGGGACCGAAUCCAGGAUUAGAUGAAAGAUUAAGGGUAUUUCGAAAAGACGGUAUUAAAGUUGAAGACAAUGAUGCUGAAGAAUUUAUUGAACAGUCCGAAAGUAGUUUUUAUAAUGUUGGUGAAGCCUAUAAUGAACAUCUAAACGAAACUCUGAUUGGAAAACAUGUAAUACGUCACCACAUUGUGAAAGAGAAAUAUUUUAAAGAGAACAUGCCAAAUCUAUUGACUUGGAGUGAAAAGGAACAGAUAAGACAUCUAGCAACCACAAUGCCUGACGAGUGGACGCCUCAAAGAAUAGCUGAGAGCUUUCCUGUUACUGAAGCUGUAGUAAAGAAAUUACUAAAAUUCCCAUGGAAGCCCGCUACAGAACAGCGCAUAGCUCGACAUGAUGCAUCUGCUAUGAGAAAUUGGAGAGAACUAAAAGAGGGAUCACUAGAUAUACCUGAAAAAUUAAGGCAACACUUCCUAAAAUUCUCUGAGAGGACAAUCCCACCUUUAAAUCAGUCAUCUAUCAAGAUUGAUCUAACUCAGGAAGAAAACAUGGGAGAAUUUGAAAGUAUUAUAAAGAAAUGUGCCGCUUAUGGUGCCAAAAAUGAACAUGUGCAUGAGGGUCAGAAAAUGCAAGGUGAUAAAGCAAAUCAGAAUCACGAAACACAGAAAACUGACAAAAAACGAUUAACACUGGAUGAAUUGGCCAAUAAAAUAAAAAAUCGCUUAGAACAAGGCCAGAAUGUUGAUAUGCCUGAUAAAAUAAUAGUAGACUCUAUUUCUCAAGUACCUGAACCAAAACCAGAUCUUAAAAGAGAUGUAGAAUUAUUCAUGUCCAAUGAAAAACAGGAGUUGACACAAUUCAAGGCAGAUGACAAUAAAUUAGAAGUUGUAUCUGGUUCAAAUUAUCCUGAGAGGAUAAGAAUACCAAAAAAGGCAUAUAGAAAAGGUGCCACAUAUAAAGUAAAUGACUGUUUCUAUGAUCAUGACGGUCGAUUUUUGUAUAGAGUAAUAGGUUUAACAGGCAAACAGUAACCAUAGAGUAAAAUUAGUGAUAGUAAAUAAAACAAUUAUAUAUAAGCCUUGAUUUUUUUUAUCAAAAUUAUAUGCAUUUAUUAUACUUGUCCUUUAUGAUAAAAUAAUUAAAACAAUUACAUUCAAGUUGAAUACUAAACAUGUACAGUAUAUUAUUGCAUGUCUUUUUAUGUAACUAUAGUAAUUUUUUUGCAAAUCUGACAUCAAAUAUUUAUAUAUUUACGUAAUAUGCUUCAUGAAUGUCAUUACAAAAAUAUAUCUUUUAUAAACAAAAUCUUUUGUACAUAAUAAUACGAACAUAUGGCUUUAAGUAAUCACAUCUGGUUAAAACAACAACAACUUAAUCAGGCAUUUAAAUUAUUUCUGGAUACAAACAUUCCAGAUAUUCAUAUUACAUGAAGAUGAAAAAA
Messenger RNA from Zerene cesonia (dogface butterfly), 1600 nucleotides. Its product is annotated as neugrin. Gene Ontology annotation, cellular component: nucleus. Lineage: Eukaryota; Metazoa; Arthropoda; Insecta; Lepidoptera; Pieridae. The coding region runs from base 87 to 1190 and encodes 367 amino acids. The record is from RefSeq and is a predicted model, not a curated record. The transcript has 3 exons.